This is a messenger RNA of Trypanosoma cruzi, 1266 nucleotides long. RefSeq lists its product as uncharacterized. Gene Ontology annotation, molecular function: chromatin insulator sequence binding. The transcript has a single exon. Lineage: Eukaryota; Euglenozoa; Kinetoplastea; Trypanosomatida; Trypanosomatidae. Gene Ontology annotation, biological process: regulation of transcription by RNA polymerase II. The record is from RefSeq and is a predicted model, not a curated record. Bases 1 to 1266 code for a protein of 421 amino acids. Gene Ontology annotation, cellular component: chromosome.
AUGGUGAGACGGACAGCAGGAACGAGCAGAGAUACUGCGCAGCAGCGUCAAGGAGGCCGGCGUGGCAGCGGGGGAAGAGAAACAAGAACGUCGUCGAGUGAGAGACCCACCUUACGCUGUCCCGAGUGCCUGAAUGUUUUUUUAACAUGGUCAAGGCUUACAGUACACCUGAAUGCAUCCGCGCAUUUUUCUGCGAGGCGCGUGUCGUGCGAUGAACAACUACGGUGCUACGGACCCACACAUCCGCAUCGUCAUGAAGCUGCAACGGGGCAUUCUGGUUUUUUUGGUAUUUUUUACAUACGUGGUGACUACAGGUUAGAUCACCCUCCAGUGCUUUCUCACCCGCAGUAUCGUUGUGUAUGUCGCGUAACCUUUAUGUCCUCCUUGCAGAUUGCACUUCAUUUACGUGCGGAUCACGGCGUGACUGAGAUUCCCGACGAGGCAGUAUGUCUUACGUGCAACAUUCGAGGAACCCUUGCUGAUUUGGCUAAACAUAGGCUGGAGCGAUUAAUGAUUAAAGAAGAUGACGUGUUUGAAGUUCCCGGGUUUUCCCCCGCCCCGUAUCUUGUGCGCUGGCCAAGACUUCCACCGUGGCCUUUGCAGGUAAGACCUUAUGCAGUUCUCUACCAGUGUCCUAUCUGCAUCAAGGUUUUUUCCUCAUGGGCCGCCAUGGAGAAUCACAUCACGUCGAAUGGUAUUUGCCAAUGCAUGUUAAAUCCGGUCGGUGUCCAUCCUGGAAAUAGGCCGCGUGGCGCUGAAGGCCAAUCUUUCUUACCAGAGGAGUUUGAAGUUCUCUUGGACACGAGUGAGCCUGAAAUGUUGUCACUUAUCCAAGGUUAUUCACCGGAAUCCGGUGGUCCUGCCCAAGAGGAUGGUCUUCUGCUAGCAUUUCAAUGUCCAGAGGAAACCUGUUCCCGCCUUUUUUUAACGCACGGCGAACUUCUGGAGCAUAUGGAACAAGAGACUCACUUUCCCAUUGAACAAGAAGAGCAGGCAGAGGGGGCGGCUCGAAAUCGACAGUCAUGGAAGUGGAAUAUCUCCGCCUAUGAGGUGAUGUGUUCGGCGAGGCGUCUAGUUGAGGAUUUUGGCUUUUCCAGCUGCCCAGUCUGCCGUCGGGUGCUAGCGCGUGGUACGGAAGUGUAUCACCAACAGUUGUUUCACCCAACGGCGCAGCCUUCUUUGCCCCCUCCUUCCACCACCACGGAUCCUACUAACACUAUGACGACAACGACGACCACUUACGGUGCCACAGAGACGAACCCUUGA